CAGCGGAUUUUGUUGUAACUGGAAGUGUUGAUGGACAUUUGAAGUUUUGGAAGAAAAAGGCUAUUGGCAUUGAAUUUGCAAAGCAUUUUAGGUCCCACCUUGGUCCAAUUGAGGCUUAGCUCUAUGCAGGUUAGUGUUGAUGGUUUGCUUUGCUGUACAAUUUCAAAUGACAAAUCUGUGAAGAUAUAUGACGUAGUCAACUAUGAUAUGAUGGUCAUGAUUCGCACAGAGUUUGUUCCUGGUGCUGUUGAGUGGGUCUACAAACAAGGGGAUGUCAAAGCCAGGCUUGCCAUCAGUGACAGGGACUCAUCAUAUGUACACAUUUUCGAUGCACGAUCUGGUACAAAUGAACCUAUUAUCUUCAGAGAGGUACAUUUGGGCCCAGUGAAAGUUAUGAGGUAUAAUCCUGUAUUUGAUACAGUGAUUUCAGCUGAUCAACAGGGAAUGGUUGAGUAUUGGAGUCCUGACACCCUUAAGUUUCCAGAGACUGGGGUGAAAUUCAGAAUGAAAAGUGAUACUAAUCUGUUUGAAAUCCCGAAAUGCAAAACUACCGUUUCUUCUAUCGAGGUUAGCCCAGAUGGUAAGCAAUUUUCGAUUACUUCGCCCGAUCGCAGGAUACGUGUAUUUUGGUUUAGCACAGGCAAACUACGACGAGUUUAUGAUGAAUCUCUUGAGGUGGCCCAAGAUCUCCAGAGAAGUGAUGUGCCUUUGUACCAGCUGGAAGCCAUCGACUUUGGGCGAAGAAUGGCUGUUGAGAGGGAAAUUGAGAAAACAGAAUCUGCCCCACAGCCGAAUGCAGUUUUUGAUGAAAGCUCAAAUUUUCUCAUCUAUGCAACUCUCCUUGGAAUAAAAGUGGUAAAUUUACACACUAAUAAAGUUUCUCGAAUUCUCGGAAAAGUGGAGAAUAAUGAUAGGUUUUUGAGAAUUGCCUUAUACCAAGGUGACAAAAGCAGUAAAAAAGUUAGAAAAAUCCCUGCUGCUGCAGCAAAUGUUAAUGAAAGCAAAGAGCCUUUGACAGAUCCUACUCUCAUAUGUUGUGCUUUCAAAAAACACAGAAUCUAUCUAUUCAGUCAGAGAGAACCAGAGGAGCCUGAAGAUGCAACUAAGGGAAGAGAUAUAUUCAAUGAAAAGCCUCCUGCUGAUGAACUCUUGGCUGCAUCAGAGAUUGGUAAAUCAUCCUCAACAUCUCUUCCUGACAAUGUGAUUUUGCGUACUACAAUGGGUGACAUACACAUGAAACUGUAUCCAGAGGAAUGUCCAAAAACUGUGGAGAACUUCACAACACACUGCCGAAAUGGCUAUUAUGAUAACCUCAUAUUUCAUCGAGUCAUCAAAGGUUUCAUGAUACAAACGGGAGAUCCUUUAGGAGAUGGUACUGGUGGGCAAUCCAUUUGGGGACGGGAGUUUGAGGAUGAAUUUCAUAAAAGUUUACGACAUGACCGGCCUUUCACUGUGUCAAUGGCAAAUGCGGGAGAAAACACAAAUGGAUCUCAGUUCUUUAUCACCACAGUGGCAACUCCUUGGCUUGACAACAAGCACACAGUUUUUGGCAGAGUUAUCAAGGGGAUGGAUGUUGUGCAGGCUAUAGAAAAAGUGAAGACAGACAGGGGAGAAAGGCCCCAAGUAGACGUGAAAAUUCUGAAUGUUACUGUCCCUAAGCCUUAAGAUUCUCCCUUUUGAUGAUGUUGUUUCCAAAUAUGGUUGGGGAACGUUUUGGUGAAUUUUGACCGCAAAAGAUGCAUUCAGGUAAUUUUAUUCCCCUUCCUUUUUUCACCUGCCUUCUGCCUGCCCAAUGAAAAUGCUUUUAAUGUGGGGGUAGAUCAUCGGAACAUUUGUUUUACGUCUAUGCUUCGUGUUUUAUGCCGAUUAUUUUGCAAGAUGUUACUUGUUCUGGGUAAAAGAAGAAACAACGUUUCCGUGGUAUGUGUUUUUGCUAUGAGCACCUAUCAACCGUGAAGAUGAGCACGAUUUCUGUGUGAUUGCUCCGAAGUCAUCCUAAGGCUUUUAUAUGAAGUUUCAUUCUAGUAUGCCCCCUAUUAACGGUUUAUGUAAUGAAGUUCCAUCGUCGUAUGUUGUUAAUUUCCUUCAACUCAAAUACCUUUGACAAGCAAACUUUGUUCACUAAUGUUUUUAAAGUUUGACCUGUAGUUUGAAGCAAAGUAUACUUCAAACUUUUAGUGCUU
Molecule: messenger RNA, 2183 nt
Organism: Pyrus x bretschneideri (Chinese white pear)
Lineage: Eukaryota; Viridiplantae; Streptophyta; Magnoliopsida; Rosales; Rosaceae
Product: peptidyl-prolyl cis-trans isomerase CYP71-like
Exons: 12
Coding region: 124-1665 (513 amino acids)
Biological process (GO): protein folding; protein peptidyl-prolyl isomerization
Molecular function (GO): protein binding; peptidyl-prolyl cis-trans isomerase activity
Source: RefSeq, a predicted model, not a curated record